Molecule: messenger RNA, 2103 nt
Organism: Schizosaccharomyces japonicus yFS275
Lineage: Eukaryota; Fungi; Ascomycota; Schizosaccharomycetes; Schizosaccharomycetales; Schizosaccharomycetaceae
Product: aspartic protease Sxa1
Exons: 1
Coding region: 84-1706 (540 amino acids)
Biological process (GO): proteolysis
Molecular function (GO): aspartic-type endopeptidase activity
Source: RefSeq, a predicted model, not a curated record
CUCCCACUCACCUUCCAUCUCCCAACACUUUCCUUUUCGUUGCUUCGGUACGAGCCAAAUUGUGCCCUUCUGAACAGCGAAAUAUGCAUUCUUUAUUAGGAUUAGUACUUGGAAGUAUUCUCGGGGCUGCAUAUGUUAAUGCAGGUCCCGUCUACAAGCGUGUUAAUGGCAAGCCUGUAGUUUCGUUUUCUCUGGGCCGUGCCGAGGAGGAUCCCGAGUUCGUUCUCGAUGUCAGCAACAGAAAACGUGCAGAACAGUUUCCAGUAAUUAAUUCUACUUUUGACAGAAGUGGAAGUUACUUUACCAAUCUUACGAUCGGUAACCCUUCUAAGCAGUAUUCCUUGGUUAUGGAUACUGGUAGUCCUUACACAUGGAUCACUGCUUCUAACGUCACUAGCUUUAAUACUAGUGAGGUUGGUUUGUCGUACACUGAUGGGUUGAACACGUCCGCUCUUCGUGAAGGUGUUUGCGGUACAUAUCAAUGCUACAACUACACCAGUACCACGCUUGAGGUUACAAACUCAAGCGUGGUUGGUUUCCUCAGCACAUACGGUGACAACACUACCGUUGUCGGUUUCAAUGUUGUCGAUGAGCUUGACAUUGGAGGACUCAGUUUAAACAACUUUGAGUUCGGCCUUGGUACACGUGAAUUUGUUAGCGAGGACGUCCCCGUCACCGGAGGUAUCCUCGGUCUGUCUCCCCCCAUCUCUAUCUAUGGUAUUAGCGAUACUAACCGCUUGGUGGACUUUGCUGCUCCGACUCUCUUGGAGCAACUGAAGACUGCCGGAAUUGUUACUUCCACUGCUUUCAGUCUUUCUUUGGACUCCGCUGGCGGUGAGCUCGUUAUCGGUGGUUAUGACACCGAUAAGUACACCGGUGAUAUGCACUGGUUGAGCAUUUCGAACAGUGGCAGUAACUCUUAUUACGGAGUCAAAAUCGCCUCUAUGUCCAUCAACACUGCGAACACUACUUCUACAACUUCGAACAGUGCUCUUAGCAACUUCCAGAAGCGCAACACCAUCUCCACUUCCGUCUCCAUCAAUGACAUUAUCAUUCUCGAUAGUGGCACUACUCUUGUGUACAUUCCUUCCGAUGCUUUGGAGGCUAUCGUUAAUGCCUAUGGAGGCAUUCUUGACACAAGUUCUUACGCCUAUGUGUUGUGUGAUUCCAUUAGUGAUGAAGACACGAUCACUUUCCAAUUCAACAAUAACGCCUCCUUUAACAUUUCCGUUAACGACAUGGUGUUCUACCGUGACAACUCCCAGGGCCAAGGUAUCUGCUACCUUGCCUUCAUUCCCACAACGGACACUUACAUCUUGGGUCAAUACUUCUUGAGACAAGUAUACACUGUCUAUGACUGGGAUGCUCAAUUGAUUGGUCUUGCUUCCAUUCAAAACUCAACCUCUUCCAACGUUAUUGAUAUUGCAAGUGCUGUUAGCUCUAUUGUUUCGACCACGUUCAGCACCACCUAUGCUUCUCAUACUUAUGUUAGCUCGGUGGAUGUCCUCUCUAGUGGAUCUGGUGAGCCCGAAGCGACUGCUACUUCGCAAGUUGGUGUCACCACUUCUGCUGUUCACACUACGUACACUUCUCCUUUAACUGCUACUACUCAUACCACCGCUACUGGUAGCGGUGCAGUUUCUUAUGGCUUCCGUUUUGGUGUGGUUGGUGCAGUUCUUCUUCUUUCCUGCCUUGUUAUGGCCUAAUCAAUUAUAAUUUGACCUCACAAAUGCAGGAACGGGGAUCAAUUAAGCAUUAUAACACAUCGUUGUUUUGCAUGCUGUUGACGGCUAGCAAGAAGGAAGUUUAACUCUCGUUUACAAAGAUCAUGGUGCCUUUGCACUGAGUUGCGGGCACAGAGUCUCGUGUUGGUUUGAAGCACUCUUUUUUUUUUUCGUUUCUAUUUAUCAAAUGACACCUAAUGCUUCAAGUGAAGCUGCUAGUGAUUUAGCCUAUUUCUCUUUUUAUGUUAUGUUUUAAAAUUUCAUUAAAUAGAUCCUCUCCAUUUCUGAAUUAUUAUUGGUACGGUGACGUUCAUAGGUGUGAAUAUGGAUGGAACAAAAUUUACUACCGCCAAUAGUUGUGGUCUAAUUACUCGGUCAU